Molecule: messenger RNA, 1906 nt
Organism: Phaedon cochleariae (mustard beetle)
Lineage: Eukaryota; Metazoa; Arthropoda; Insecta; Coleoptera; Chrysomelidae
Source: the annotation of a GenBank genome assembly
GAGGUUAUGAAUUAUUGGACAAUGUUAUCCUUAUCAAAUUUAUUGAAAUUUUCAAUUUUUGAUUUGAGUCAAACAUCUUAUCAAUGUGGACGGUGAAGUGUGAAAUAAGGAUCGUCAUUUAACGAUUUCUUGUUCUUAACAGCUUGAAAAUUCAUAUAAAAAUGGCACGAGAUGUAUUGAAGAGCAGUUUCGAGAACGCAACUUUCAGUAUAAUAUUUCAAGUUGCAUUCAGAUGCAUCACAUUCAUCUUAAAUGCCUAUAUUAUACGAACAGUUGGACAAGAAGUUUUAGGAAUCAUGAACGUGCGAUUGUUAUUACUGGAAUCAACUAUACUGUUCUUAUCCAAGGAGCCUUUACUAAAAUCAUGUUUAACUGAUACCAGAUCUCAUAAUUGGGCUCAGGUCAUCAAUCAAAUCUGGUUAUCAGUACCCUUCUCAGGAUUAUUAGGCCUAUUAUUGACUUUCAUAUGGAUAAAUAUGCUCACAUCUACUGAUGAAAAGUAUGUGACCCAAUAUGUUGUAGGAUGUUAUGCAAUAGCAGUGUCCUGUGUGAUAGAGCAGAUCUCCCAAGUUUUUGUACUUGUUGCACAGAGUUUCUGUUUUGUAAGGACAAAAGUAACUAUAGAUACCUUUUAUAUUGUGAGCCGCACUAUCAUUUUUGUAUACCUAAUGCAAAACAACCCUGAUGAUGCCAUCAUUGCAUUUUCAAUUGCACAAGUGGGGUCUGCCAUCAUUGCAUGUCUAUUGUACUGUAUUUUCUUCCAAUGGUAUAUUUCUUCCAUCAGAAAAAUCAGGCAGGAGUCUAAAAUAAUCAGUAAUAAUGAACAGGGAUCCAUAUUCACCAAUAUGGAAGACUUUAACUUCACAUCAAUCAAAGAUUUUCUUCCUGGAGUGUUAAAAAAUGAGGGAAGCUUGUUAGAUACAAAGUUAUGUUUACUUACAGUAAGUUUCAUGAAGCAGUCUGUUAUGAAACAGAUUCUUACAGAAGGUGAAAGAUAUGUGAUGACAGUAUCACCAAUACUAACAUUCAGUCAACAAUCCAUGUAUGAUAUUGUUAAUAACUUGGGUAGUCUUGCUGCCCGAUUUAUUUUUCGUCCAAUAGAAGAAUCAGCAUAUUUUUACUUCUCACAGAUGAUUAAAAGAGAUACACCAUUGACAGAACAGAACCCAAAGCAUAUCUCAGAAGCAGCUGAAGUUUUGAGUCAGCUUUGCAAAGUAGUGAUGAGUAUAGGACUUCUAGUUUUUGUGUUUGGUCAGUCAUACAGUUAUUCAUUUUUGUUCCUUUAUGGAGGCCAUAAAUUAGUUGAGAGUAAUUUACCAGUGACUCUUCUGCGUUUCCAUACUUUUGCAAUAAUUUUGUUAGCCAUAAAUGGUGUAACUGAAGGGUAUGUUCAUGCCACAAUGGAUAAUGAACAGCUAGAUAAGUACAACUAUUUGAUGGUGAUAUUUUCUGUUGCCUUCCUGUUGAUCUCAUAUAUCUUCACAUAUUUCAUAGGAGCAGUUGGAUUCAUAUUAGCUAAUUGCUUUAACAUGUUGGCAAGGAUCAUCCAUAGUACAGUUUUCAUCACCAAAAAAUACAAAGGUACAAAUCAUAAUCCAUUAAAUCAUUUAUUCCCAGGAGUAAAAUUCCUAAGUGCUCUUGGAAUAUCAUUUAUUGUUACAAAGUUGUCUGAGGAAUAUAUCUUACAGAAAUCUAUAAUUUUGCAUAUUGGUAUUGGAGGAAUAUGCUUUUUGUUAGCUAUAGCUCUUUGGGUACAAGAAAAUAUGUUAUUAUUGAAACUCUAUUAUAAUAAAUUCAGAAAUAUAAAGAAAGAAUCAUAGUAGGUAGGUAAUGAUUGUUUUCAAAAAUUAUUUAUUGUUUUAUUUUCAUUUCUAUAAACUGUUACAAAAUAAACAUUCUCUUAUUG